CCUAUGAACUAGAGAGGCUACCCUUGUCGGAAUGACUGUGCUGAAAGAUCAGUCUCGAUAAGUGACUUUGUUCUGAUCGUUUCCUCUACUAAUUGAGCAACUAUAUAGCCUACUAAGAGUCGAUUCUCUCUUAUCUCGCUCCAAGGAUAUAGUUGCGUUGUGGAACACAACACAACAACUCUCGAGUCUCGAGAGGGUUUAGUCAUCUCGUCGCCGAAUAGGAUGAGUUGCCGGCUCCAUUUCCCUUGCCCAAAAUGCCUUUGACGUGAGCUGAUUUGGCGACCCGGCCGGAGUCAUGUCUUUUCCGGCUUUUUGUUUUUGUUUUUUUUUUCCAUCCCGGCUUUCGUUCGCUUUGACCUUGCAUAUAUUGUAUCCCACGUUUAGUUUCACAGCUUUCUCCGUCCAAAGCUGAGUGUGAAACUAACUUUAGUUUCUCAGCAGUAGUACCUUACUUCUAUUCCUCCCAACUAUUCGUCGAACGUUAUCAGUGCCGUAGGGUUUUCAGUGCUGUUGAAGCCUUGAAAAUUGCUGAUCAAGUCCCAUGGAGGAAAGCUCCGGAGAGAGAGCUCCUUCCACUCCGCAGCUGCUGAACCUCAUCCGAGACGAGAGAGAAUGGAAGGUGAUCAGAGAGGCGGAAGAUGGAGGGGGCUCAUCAACCACCAGAAGCCCUGAUGUCGAGGACGAUUCCAAGCUUGAGCUGAAGCUCGGCCUCCCUGGCGCCCAAGAUGAUGAGAGAAUGGCGCGGCAAGGAGAGAAGAUGGAGCAACAGCAGGAGAGCUGCACGGUACUCUCCCUUGGUUCUGGUUGCUUCCCAUCGCAUUCCAAGCUCGCCACCAGCACUGGUGCUACUACCACCGGGGCAAAGAGAGGGUUCUUGGCAACCGUUGGUGCCAAAGCAGAAGGUUGUAAGCAGAGGCAGGAGGACAGGGAAGGGUGUGGGAAUGAGUUAUUAACAUUGGGAGGUGAAAACAUGGCAGGUGAGAGGAAGAAAGGGUGCUGUCCCCCGUCGUCGUCGCAUGACUCGGCUGCUGGGCCUGCUGUGCACAGCAGCAACCCCCACCUGACGAGAGGCUCUGUUCUUCCAGUGGUUGGUUGGCCUCCAGUACGGUCCUUCAGGAGAAACCUCACAAAUGUCAGCUCAUCUAAGCAAUCCCCUGACCAACAAAACGAUGAAGCUUGUGACAAGGCGAAACAAACUUGCAAGAGAAGCCCACUUAUCAAAAUAAACAUGGACGGCAUCCCCAUUGGAAGGAAAAUAAACCUCUCAGCAUACAACAACUAUCAGAAGCUGUCAUCUGCCGUCGAAGAUUUGUUUUGUGGCUUUCUUGAAGCUGCCCAAAAGGAUUUAGCCUGUUCUGAAAUUGGAGAGCAAGGAGCAGAAGAGAAAAUAUUUUCAGGGUUGUUGGAUGGAACUGGUGAAUACACUUUAAUUUUUGAAGACAGUGAAGGAGGCAGGACACUAGUUGGGGACCUACCAUGGAAUGUAUUUGUUUCUACUGCUAAGAGGCUGAGGGUUAUGAAAAGCUCUGAACUUCCUCAUGUCCUGAUUAAAACUGCCUCUGAGAGGGCUGAUAACUGAUACGGGGGCCAGUCGCCCAGCCUUUGAAUCAUGCAAGCUGUGUCAAUCAUUGGCUUCUUCGGAUGACCCCUUUUUGGCUUGUAGAGAUAAAUCUAAUAAGAUAAUGUUAGCAUAUUGCAGAUGCCCUGAAUGCACUGCAUGUUUUGUAAUUUUCCUUGCUCUAUUUCAGAUAUAGCGCUGGUCAGUUCUUUUCGACAUGGUCUAGGUCUAGUAGGUUUACUAAAGUUAAAGAAUGUGCUUUUAGUGUGAUGUGGUAAUUUUCAGCUAACUACACUGAGACGCAAAAGGCAUACGUAAAUACAUAAUGUUUAGAUUACC
This is a messenger RNA of Sorghum bicolor (sorghum), 1897 nucleotides long. RefSeq names its product auxin-responsive protein IAA18. Gene Ontology annotation, cellular component: nucleus. Bases 542 to 1579 code for a protein of 345 amino acids. The transcript is spliced from 7 exons. The record is from RefSeq and is a predicted model, not a curated record. NCBI's taxonomy places the organism in Eukaryota, Viridiplantae, Streptophyta, Magnoliopsida, Poales, Poaceae. Gene Ontology annotation, molecular function: protein binding. Gene Ontology annotation, biological process: regulation of DNA-templated transcription.